Dromiciops gliroides (monito del monte) is the source of this 5368-nucleotide messenger RNA. It is a transcript of the gene OGT, whose product is annotated as O-linked N-acetylglucosamine (GlcNAc) transferase. Gene Ontology annotation, biological process: protein O-linked glycosylation. Bases 209 to 3316 code for a protein of 1035 amino acids. Gene Ontology annotation, molecular function: protein N-acetylglucosaminyltransferase activity; protein binding. The record is from RefSeq and is a predicted model, not a curated record. The transcript has 22 exons. Lineage: Eukaryota; Metazoa; Chordata; Mammalia; Microbiotheria; Microbiotheriidae.
GGAGAGAAGCGGAGCCCGGCUGGCGCCGCGGAGCCUCGUCAGUGCAAGCGCCUGCUGGCGAAGCCGUCCCGGCCAGCCCGCCCGCCCGCCCCGCCCUGCAGCUCGCCUCCCGUCCGUCCCUGUCGCCGGCCUCGGAGGCGGCCCCGGCGGCGGCGGGACGCGGCGGCGCGGGGCUCCCCCUGGCCCGCCCUCCCUCAGGAGGCUCCCGAUGGCGUCUUCGGUGGGCAACGUGGCCGACAGCACAGGGUUAGCUGAGUUGGCUCAUCGUGAAUAUCAGGCAGGAGAUUUUGAGGCAGCUGAGAGACACUGCAUGCAGCUAUGGAGACAAGAGCCAGAUAAUACUGGUGUGCUUUUAUUACUCUCAUCUAUACACUUCCAGUGUCGCAGACUGGACAGGUCUGCUCAUUUUAGCACUUUGGCCAUUAAGCAGAACCCCCUUCUGGCAGAAGCCUAUUCCAACUUGGGGAACGUGUACAAGGAGCGUGGACAGUUGCAGGAAGCUAUCGAGCAUUACCGACAUGCACUGCGCCUCAAACCUGAUUUCAUCGAUGGCUAUAUUAACCUGGCAGCCGCUUUGGUUGCAGCAGGAGACAUGGAAGGGGCAGUGCAAGCUUAUGUGUCUGCCCUUCAGUACAAUCCUGAUUUGUACUGUGUUCGCAGUGACCUGGGGAACCUGCUCAAAGCCCUGGGUCGCUUGGAAGAAGCCAAGGCAUGUUACUUGAAAGCAAUUGAGACGCAACCAAACUUUGCAGUAGCUUGGAGUAAUCUUGGCUGUGUUUUUAAUGCCCAAGGGGAGAUUUGGCUCGCAAUUCAUCAUUUUGAAAAGGCGGUGACACUUGACCCCAAUUUUCUUGAUGCAUACAUCAAUUUGGGAAAUGUCCUAAAGGAGGCACGUAUAUUUGACAGAGCUGUAGCAGCCUACCUUCGAGCCCUGAGCCUGAGCCCUAAUCAUGCUGUGGUGCAUGGCAACUUGGCGUGUGUAUACUAUGAACAAGGCCUCAUAGACCUUGCAAUAGACACCUACAGGCGUGCUAUUGAGCUACAACCACAUUUUCCAGAUGCUUACUGCAACCUAGCCAACGCUUUGAAAGAGAAGGGCAGUGUUGCUGAGGCAGAGGAUUGUUAUAAUACAGCUCUCCGUCUUUGUCCCACCCAUGCAGACUCUCUAAAUAACUUGGCCAACAUUAAACGAGAACAGGGGAAUAUAGAAGAAGCAGUUCGCCUGUAUCGUAAAGCACUUGAAGUGUUCCCAGAGUUUGCUGCUGCCCAUUCAAAUUUAGCAAGUGUGUUACAACAGCAGGGGAAACUGCAGGAAGCCCUGAUGCAUUAUAAGGAGGCAAUUAGGAUCAGUCCUACCUUUGCCGAUGCUUAUUCCAACAUGGGAAACACUUUGAAGGAGAUGCAGGAUGUUCAGGGGGCCUUGCAGUGUUACACCCGGGCCAUCCAGAUUAACCCAGCCUUUGCUGAUGCACACAGCAAUCUGGCCUCUAUUCACAAGGAUUCAGGUAACAUUCCAGAAGCAAUUGCUUCUUACCGAACUGCUCUGAAACUAAAACCUGACUUUCCUGAUGCUUACUGUAACUUGGCCCAUUGCCUGCAGAUUGUCUGUGACUGGACUGACUACGAUGAACGGAUGAAGAAAUUAGUUAGUAUUGUAGCUGACCAGCUGGAGAAGAAUAGGCUACCUUCUGUGCAUCCUCAUCACAGCAUGCUAUAUCCUCUUUCUCAUGGCUUUAGGAAGGCUAUUGCUGAGAGGCAUGGGAACCUCUGCUUGGACAAGAUUAAUGUCCUCCACAAGCCACCAUAUGAGCAUCCAAAAGACUUGAAAGUCAGUGAAGGACGACUUCGUGUAGGGUAUGUGAGUUCGGACUUUGGAAACCAUCCAACUUCCCAUCUCAUGCAGUCUAUUCCAGGGAUGCAUAACUCGGAUAAAUUUGAGGUGUUCUGUUAUGCCCUUAGUCCAGAUGAUGGCACAAACUUUCGUGUGAAGGUGAUGGCAGAAGCAAAUCAUUUCAUUGAUCUUUCUCAGAUUCCAUGUAAUGGGAAAGCAGCAGAUAGGAUUCAUCAAGAUGGGAUCCACAUCCUUGUGAAUAUGAAUGGCUAUACCAAGGGUGCACGCAACGAGCUCUUUGCUCUGAGGCCAGCUCCUAUUCAGGCAAUGUGGCUGGGAUACCCUGGGACUAGUGGUGCACUUUUUAUGGAUUAUAUUAUCACAGAUCAGGAAACUUCUCCAGCUGAGGUUGCUGAGCAGUACUCAGAGAAAUUGGCUUAUAUGCCCAACACUUUCUUUAUUGGUGAUCAUGCCAACAUGUUUCCUCACCUGAAGAAAAAAGCAGUGAUUGAUUUCAAAUCCAAUGGACACAUUUAUGACAACCGGAUCGUUCUGAAUGGCAUUGACCUCAAGGCAUUUCUUGAUAGUCUACCAGAUGUCAAAAUUGUUAAGAUGAAGUGCCCUGAUGGAGGAGACAAUGCAGACAGCAACUCAGCUCUCAGUAUGCCAGUUAUUCCCAUGAAUACUAUUGCAGAAGCUGUGAUUGAAAUGAUUAACAGAGGACAAAUUCAAAUAACAAUCAAUGGAUUCAAUAUUAGCAAUGGACUGGCGACUACUCAGAUCAACAACAAGGCUGCCACAGGAGAGGAGGUUCCCCGGACCAUUAUUGUUACCACUCGAUCUCAGUAUGGGUUACCCGAGGAUGCCAUUGUGUACUGUAACUUUAACCAGCUGUAUAAAAUUGACCCCUCCACAUUGCAGAUGUGGGCAAAUAUUCUCAAGCGGGUUCCCAAUAGUGUGCUGUGGCUGUUGCGUUUCCCAGCUGUAGGAGAACCCAACAUUCAGCAGUAUGCACAGAACAUGGGCCUCCCCCAGAAUCGGAUCAUCUUUUCUCCAGUUGCUCCCAAAGAGGAGCAUGUGAGGCGAGGUCAGCUAGCUGAUGUUUGCCUAGACACCCCACUCUGUAAUGGGCACACCACUGGCAUGGACGUGCUGUGGGCAGGGACCCCCAUGGUGACUAUGCCAGGAGAGACUCUUGCUUCUCGAGUUGCUGCCUCCCAGCUCACUUGCCUUGGUUGUCUUGAGCUUAUUGCAAAAAACAGGCAAGAGUAUGAAGAUAUUGCUGUGAAACUGGGGACUGAUCUAGAAUACCUGAAGAAAAUCCGUGGCAAAGUCUGGAAGCAGAGAAUAUCCAGCCCUCUUUUCAACACCAAACAGUACACAAUGGAACUAGAACGUCUUUACCUUCAAAUGUGGGAUCACUAUGCAGCUGGAAACAAACCGGACCACAUGAUUAAGCCGGUUGAGGCCACAGAUUCGGCAUAAAAGAUUCUGUACACAUAGGAGAAUUAUCCCGAGACAUGAGCCUCUGAAGCCUCUGUUUGCAAAGGGAAAGGGAACUAGAGACCCCUACAUUUCUACAUAUCUGCUCUAUACCAUUUGACAUACACAAUGGUAAUAAAAUAGCACAGCAAGACCUACUUCCUGCACAGUAGGGAGAGACAGUAGAGAUGGGGAACUGCUGUUCCACAAGGAAUCUGCAUAGAGUUCAGCAGUGCACACAGGUGUUGUGUAGGUAUGGAAGACGUGAUUGAAUGGGAUGCUUGGUAGGGGAGAGAGAGAUUGCCCAGCCACUUGCAAUUCUAUGGAUUGAUUGAAUCUUCUAUGAAUUAGUUUUUCCUUAUUAUAUUGGGGAUUGGAGCUUUUAAAAAUGUUGAAUUUCAGGUAUUCCCAUUGGCGUGUGUGGUUCUCUUCCCAGGAUUUGGUUUCCAGCUAAAAUGUUGUUCCUUACUCUUCCAUCAGUGACAUUUCAGCUUUUGAGCCACAGAUUUGCUGGUGUAGGCUUUUUAUAGGUUUUAUAAACCACUUGAGUCUAUGUCAGCCUUGUAGUGUCUGACCUGUUGAUUUGUGCUGUUGGUUUUAAUGAUGACUUUUUGUUCUGUAUUUUUGUUUUGUCCCCCCAGUCUUCCUCCACUUCUUGGUUUUUAUUUCAAAAAACAAAAAACAAAAACCCCCACCCCUCCUCAAACUCGCCUAAUUGGCAGGAAAACCAGCCUUAGGAUUUCACACAUGUUCCCAAAGUGUUUAUUUGAAACACACUGGUGCCAAAUGCCAAUUUUUCAGAAGUGAUUAUUAAUUAUGUAAAAGCACAGUCAUGGCACUGUUGCAGAGAAUAAAUAAUUUUUGUUUUCCAAGUUUUACACCCCCCCCCCCCUCAGCGUUUACUGUUGUCAGAAAGUGAUAGUGUGCUCAACCUUUUGGCUCCAUUUUGAUGCUUUGGAUUUCUCUUGAAAUUUUCCUUGUUCUUCCUAUUUCUUUUAGCAGAAAUGAAAGCCCAGGUAAGUAUUCAGUCAUUUCAUUCAGUAAGUCAUGAUUGCCUCCAGUACAUUAAGUCGAUUUCAUUCAGAAAUGGUGUCAUUUGAGAAGCUCUGCAGGCCUACUGCAGAAUGCGUCCAAACGGCAUUGCAUCCAAAUGAUCUUUCCAUCUGGACCUUCAAGUAUGCGAUGUACAGACUUUGCCUCAAUAGUGGCUUGACUGCAUUGCUACUUGAUUUAUCAGACCUCAGCCCUGCUGGUGCUGGAGCGUCUUCUGUGAAACCACAGGAAUAGAAGUAGUCCAGAAUUUCAGCAAAGGGCUUUAAGUUGAAAAGAAGCCAACAUAUGAGUGUGUCUCUGUUCUUAGUGCUGCUUGGUAAGAAGUAUUUGUCUGCUAGCAGUGCUGCUUGUAGGUGACCAUUUGUGGCCAAGGCCUUGGGUUUGCUUCACCUACUUAGCAGCAGCUGAUGCUUUGACUGGUUCCUAGCUGACAAAUUCUUGCUAAGUCACUGUCAGCUGCUUUCGGCUUCUGACAGACUUUUACCAUUGAUCAAAAUCUGAGCAGGUACCCUCAGAUUGAAUUCUGGAAGCAGAAUUCCUUAAGUAUGAACUGCUUCUUUCAGCAGUUGGAGAACUCCUUAAUUUAUUUUUCACCUUUUCAACCAGUAAAGGAUGUCAGAGCAUUUCCAUGAAUGAUGUUUUCAGUUCACAGAUUGCCGAAAAUGGAUUAGAAUCAAAACUGUACCUUUCUGAUGCCCUGGAGGCUGUGAGCUCCAGCCAUUUCACAUAGCACAUCACUCCUGCAUUGGAGGAAUUUUUUUUCCUGGUGUGGAAAGUAUCUGCUGUGGUUGAAGCUUUGCUUAAUGUAACAAACAGGUUUUUGUUUCCAGGUAACGUGUCUGACGAAGACUUAAUUCUGAAUAGAAACAUAGGUAUUACUGGAAACUAAUUGUCUUUUCUAUUGUAUUCUGCUUUAUCAAAAACAGUAAAAUAUUUAAAUUGUGCUACAGAAAUACAAAUAUUGUCUUGCAGUCUUUAAACAAUAAACAGAAACAUUUUCCU